CAAGGAAGACACCGCUGAUCGGGUAAUUGUGAAAUGAUUCUACAUUGAAAUUGACUCUAGAGAGAGCUAAGAAAAAUCUCAUUUCUCAGAGAUACUUUGUUGCCAUCAAGGCUUCAUUUCGUUAUUGURAUUCGCCCAUACUGGACUCGAAAGCUGUAAGUUGACGGUGAACAAGCUUAUGGGUUGUGUCUUACCCUCAAGUCAAAGUAUUUGCCUUUUGCCUGUUUUGACAUGAUUACAAGUAUUUUGUAUUUACUCUUUGCACCGACGCUAUCGAUGCUAGUUUUAUGUUAAAAACCAUGGGCCAAACACGAAGCUUGCCUCGCCUAAGCUAAGCGAGAACAAUUCAAGUAAGAAUGGCAAAAAUGAAAAACACCGAAGGAGAUCAUGAGCAUGAAGAACCUCCACAUGGACUGGUGUGUAGUAAGAUGGAAAAAAUCAUCCAAAUGAUGCAAGAUGAAAAGAAUGGUGUUGCAAUUAGAACUGUUAAAAGCUUUAUGUCCAAAAUUCCUAGUGUUUUAACAGGAUCAGAGCUUAUUGAUUGGAUGGUAGAACAUCUAGGGAUUGAAGAUAGAGGUGAGGGUGUUCAUCUUGCGUCACUGCUAGCAGCGUAUGGAUAUGUCUUCUCUAUAACAGACCAUCAUUUAAUGGUCAAAGAUGACGGUUCUUACUACAGGUUUCAGACACCAUACUUUUGGUUAUCAAAUUACUGGGAGCCAGAAAAUAUAGACUAUGCUGUUUAUCUAUGCAAAAGAACCAUGCAAAACAAAUCAAGGCUAGAACUUGAUGAUUAUGAAGCUGAAAAUCUAGCAAAGCUUCAAAGAAUAUUAUCGUGGAAAUGGGAUUUUAUUUUCAUGCAAGCCGAAGCUCAAGCUAAGGUUGACAAGAAAAGAGAUAAAAUGGAAAGACAAAUUUUGGAUAGUCAAGAAAGAGCUUUCUGGAAUGUGCACAGACCACCUCCUGGAUGUGUCUCWGUCACAGAGGUGGACAUCAAGAAAGCUUGCAAAACAGAUGUUUCUCCCAAUACAAGACGAAAGGCCAAAUUAUUUCAUACUGGUAUGUCAGUGYUAGAAAGCUCUUCACCAGCAGCACCAUUUCACUUUACUGCUCUUGAUGAAGUGAGAUGUGAGGUACAAGAACUCAAAGAGCAACUUCAUAGAAGGAGGAUGAAAACAUCUCAAGCCUCAGAAAAUUUAAUUCAAAGAUAUGAACAAUAUUCAGAGUACGAUUCGUUUGUGUCAUGCCCCGAGCCUUCUAAUCCAUGGAUAACAGAUGAUAUCACAUUAUGGGAGCAAGAUAAAUCUUUCUUCUUGUUUUGCAGACAAUAUGUUCCUCCCAAGAGAGUCAAACGAUGGGGAUUCUCUUUGUCUGAACUUCUUCAAGAUCCACUUGGAAGAAGACAUUUUACAAGAUUCCUCGAGAAGGAAUUUAGCGCAGAAAAUUUAGGAUUYUGGUUAGCUUGCGAGCAGCUCAAAGCCACACCCGUGAAACACGUACCAGAAAAAGCAUUUGAAAUUUUUAAUGAAUACUUAUCAAAAGACGCUACAUCGCCAAUUAAUGUGGAUUGUAAAACUCAUGAAGAAGUAGAGCUCAACCUAAAAGAUCCUGGCAGGUAUAUGUUCGAUGCWGCKCAGGACCAUAUAUUCCAGCUGAUGAAAUCGGACAGUUACAGCAGAUUUCUGCGAAGUGAGCAAUACAAGGAACUCGUUAAGGCUCCUGCAUUCAAACAGAAAAGCCCACUUCCAACCCGACCAUUGCAGAAUCUUGCCCGCAUCGCAGGCUCWAAGUCCUGACUUGGCCAAGAAGAUAAUUUCUUGUUAAUGGAUGAUUUUAUAAGACAAUGUUUGAUUGUUGAAUUCACAAGAUUGAUAAAUAAUAAUAAUUAUUAUUAUACAGUAGGUAUUUUUUUAAUUUUUUUUCUUUCUGUUAGAGAAAUUUGAWUUUUUUCCCCUACAAUUCUAGGCAAAUUACGAUCUGAUUUCUGACGUUGCUGAAUAAAGAAAUGAUUGAUUUGAAUAACCAAUGCCUAUAUAAAGUAAACUGUUUUAGAAUGAGCUGAUUUAGAGUAUAUGAAAAAACCGCUUUCAGUUCAAAUACAAAAAAAUAAUCCAAGGUCAGUUGAAAACGAAAAGUAGAACUUGAAUUCGUCCGUGGCAUUUCUUUAUCAGUAAAAACACAUAUUCGGUCGUCUCAUGAUUUGCAAAACAUCAAGUGACAAAAAACAAAUGAGAGACGAACCUGGCAAAAGAGUCAGAAAGGCUAGUGAUGGCAAGAGCGCAUAAAUGAUUCCCUAUUUAUACUCUCUUAGCAUUGAUGGUCAUUUAUGAAUAUAACUCGCUUAAGAAUCAUUUAAGGCGCCUUUAGAUUGACUUAAGCAAAUUUUAGUUGUACAUUUGUGUUAGAGAAUUUACCAAUAAAUGAAAAAUUUUCUCAACUUUCA
Molecule: messenger RNA, 2440 nt
Organism: Exaiptasia diaphana
Lineage: Eukaryota; Metazoa; Cnidaria; Anthozoa; Actiniaria; Aiptasiidae
Product: regulator of G-protein signaling 7
Exons: 16
Coding region: 357-1793 (478 amino acids)
Biological process (GO): intracellular signal transduction; regulation of G protein-coupled receptor signaling pathway; G protein-coupled receptor signaling pathway
Source: RefSeq, a predicted model, not a curated record